Messenger RNA from Coregonus sp. 'balchen', 9574 nucleotides. The record is from the annotation of a GenBank genome assembly. Lineage: Eukaryota; Metazoa; Chordata; Actinopteri; Salmoniformes; Salmonidae.
GUUGGAUGGACACUGAAGGACCAGAGGCCAGAGCCUGCCAGUCACACCUGUCAGAUCAGAACCAGAGCAGCAUGGUACGAUAGCACAUCAAAACACACAUUAUGUCCCAGCAUUCGAGUGUCCCACAUAACACCACACAUCAUGCACAGAAGAGCCAUCACAGCUUUCAGUCAGAACCUCAAAGGCCUGAUGAUUCAGAGGAGAGCCAACAUGGCUGUUUAUCUACAUACAUGAAUCUAAAUCAGGCAUUGUACAAUGUAUUGAUUAGAUCAAAUUACUAAUUAUAGAUCACCACUGAGCCACAAAGGGGCAGUUAAAGAGCCUCAAUGUGGCUCUGGACCUGCAGGUUCCAGACCCCUAUACUAAGACAAUCUGUACUGAGACAAUCUGUACUGAAGUCCAUAUAGUGCAUAGACAUCAAAGUAAAAUGUUAUUGAUUACAUGAUUCCCAGCUCGAAAUGUAUUAUGGGGCUUGAAAAUUGUGAAAUUGAAAAUGUUUGGAAAUGAUCUACAGUAGUGAUGUUUUAGGGGAAACCAGAAAACAUCAGAUAAGGAGGCAUAUUUUUCUCAUGAGGAAGCAUUUGUCUCAUGGAAAACGAGACAUGAGAACGAAUGAGGAGCGCUGUGUGAGGAGAGGGACUAUAUAUCUAGGAGGCUGGACAUUUUAACCCUGGUGUCUUCACUCAAACAGUCAACUUCCGUCAUUGCUGCAUGCGUUUCUCUAGUCUAGGCGAUCAAGCUGUAUAAUUGUGUGACACAGCAUAUGAGGUUCGCCACUUAUUGGCUAGCUAUUGUUAGAUCCAAAGGCUGAGUGAAGAGGCAAUCUAUCUGGCUCUGAUAUUAGUAAGUGCUCCACAAUGUGCUCUUCCUGGUUUGAGACAGAAGAAGCCUUUUCAGCCAUUUACCGCCAAAAUGCUGUGUAAGCUCUUUGGGAAAACGCAAGGAAACGGAUGGCAAGAUUCUGCAUGACUCUCAACCCCCACCCCCCCACACCCGCUGCUGCGUGUCCUGGCAUUUGGUGGGAAAUGUAAAAGUCAAUGAAUAUGUAUACAUACUCAUAAAACCUAUUGAGGGGGGCUUUCCGUUCAUUCCGUGUGCUGUUGUUGACCCUUGACCCGCUCCGUGGUACCUGCCAGCUUAAUGCACACUUGGCAGACCGGCCCAUUAGUCCAGUUGAUUCCCAGGCUAAACACAUCGCUGGCCUAUUUUAAGCAACAGUGGUGCGAGAUGGGGACAUAUUUAGACACAUUUAGUCACUCCAGAUACUCAAGCAAUCCCAUAUCUGGAGGCACGUACAGGUACACCAUUGACGCUGAAGUCAUCAUCUCUCACUCCAGUGAGUCGCUGGGAGGACUAAGAUGCACCUCUGAAGUCCAAGUCAUGAAAAUGCUUGACUUUGUCUGUGAUGACAAUGACCUUAGUGAUGAGGGUCAAAGGGCCUGAACCCCAAAAGGUUCAAAAACAUAUUCAAACCAAUUUUUUGAGACAAUUUUUAGGGAUUUGUGGUAACACACACUGUUGUGCCAUUGACUGAGAUAGCUAAGCACAGUUGACAAUGAACUGACAUAUUUAUUUUCCGAGACUUGGUCUGGGUGAGCAGCCUUGCUUACGUCUUCCCAUAACGCUACACCUUUAAACACCUCCGCCCUCCUCCUCUUCCUUCCCUGCGUGUGAGGACCGGCAGCGUAGCUUGGACCCGUCACAGAGUGACUCAGGCCACUCUUCCAUUUGAAAAAUUAAAAGGGGGCCAUUUGGCAGAGUUAAAUGAAGCCCUGGUGAAAUAUGCUGAGCUCAGCACAGCUCCUAGAAGCUCAAUCACAAAGGAGGCACGCUGAUGUAAUGGCCGCCACUGCAUCUGCCUUGGCAGGGGAGGAGGGCUCGUCAGCACAGCUCCUUUAAUUAAUCUCCCCCAGAUCAAGGGUACAUCAGAUAUCAUUAACAGAGUCUAGGCUCUCAGUGUCCAGCCGUUUCAACCAAAAAAAAACAGGGGUGAGCAGAGAGAGAGAGAAAGAGAAAGAGAGAGAGAGAGAGAUUCAAAGAGUGAUCAAAUAAACCCUGCAUCCAUGUGCCUGUUCAUGUUGUAUACCACACUCACCUGUGUUCACUGCUGUUAUAAUAGGCUUACAGAGCACGUGUCAUGACCAUGAUGUUCAUGUUGCACAUUGUGAUUCAAAAGUAGCCUAUACUGUUGUUAGGCCUAUCCCUGCUUUGAUUGGAGUGAUGCAAGUUCAUUUUGGUGUAGUUAGUUUUCCUUCAAGAGUCAUUUUGUCUAUUCAGAAUCCAAAAUAUCCAGGUUUAAUUUGAUGGCAGCUCAACAAUAUUGAAUUGACAAUACCUAUUUUUUGUAGCUCUGACUGACCCAGCAGGCCUUAGUGAUAAAACACCUUUCAAAGGAAUUCUGUACAGUCGUGGUCAAAAGUUUUGAGAAUGACACAAGUAUUGGUCUUCACAAAGUUUGCUGCUUCAGCGUUUUUAGAUAUUUUUGUCAGAUGUUACUAUGGUAUACUGAAGUAUAAUUACAAACAUUCCAUAAGUGUCAAAGGCUUUUAUUGACAAUUACAUUAAGUUUAUGCAAAGAGUCAAUAUUUGACCCUUCUUUUUCAAGACCUCUGCAAUCCGCCCUGGCAUGCUGUCCCAAAAUGUCGAUGUUUUGUUCCCCGAGCCACUUAGUUAUCACUUUUGCCUUUUGGCAAGGUGCUCCAUCAUGCUGGAAAAGGCAUUGUUCGUCACCAAACUGUUCUUGGAUGGUUCGGAGAAGUUGCUCUCGGAGGAUGUGUUGGUACCAUUCUUUAUUCAUGGCUGUGUUCUUAGGCAAAAUUGUGAGUGAGCCCACUCCCUUGGCUGAGAAGCAACCCCACACAUGAAUGGUCUCAGGAUGCUUUACUGUUGGCAUGACACAGGACUAAUGGUAGCGCUCACCUUGUCUUCUCCGGACAAGCUUUUUUCCGGAUGCCCCAAACAAUCGGAAAGGGGAUUCAUCAGAGAAAAUGACUUUACCCCAGUCCUCAGCAGUCCAAUCCCUGUACCUUUUGCAGAAUAUCAGUCUGUCCCUGAUGUUUUUCCUGGUGAGAAGUGGCUUCCUCGCUGCCCUUCUUGACACCAGGCCAUCCUAAAAAAAUAUUGUGCAGAUGCACUCACACCUGCCUGCUGCCAUUCCUGAGCAAGCUCUGCACUGGUGGUGCCCUGAUCCCGCAGCUGAAUCAACUUUAGGAGACGGUCCUGGCGUUUGCUGGACUUUCUUGGGCGCCCUGAAGCCUUCUUCACCACAAUUGAACCUCUCUCUUUGAAGUUCUUGAUGAUCCGAUAAAUGGUUGAUUUAGGUGCAAUCUUACUAGCAGCAAUAUCCUUGCCUGCACGUGUUUCCUUGCAGGUAACCAUGGUUAACAGAGGAAGAACAAUGAUUUCAAGCACCACCCUCCUUUUAAAGCUUCCAGUCUGUUAUUCUAACACAAUCAGCAUGAUAGAGUGAUCUCCAGCCUUGUCCUCGUCAACACUCUCACCUGUGUUAACGAGAUAAUCACUGAAAUGAUGUCAGCUGGUCCUUUUGUGGCAGGGCUGAAAUGCAGUGGAAAUGUUUUUUGGGGAUUAAGUUCAUUUUCAUGGCAACGAGGGACUUUGCAAUUAAUUGCAAUUCAUCUGAUCACUCUUCAUAACAUUCUGGAGUAUAUGCAAAUUGCCAUCAUAAAAACUGAGGCAGCAGACUUUGUGAUAAUUCAUAUUUGUGUCAUUCUCAAAACUUUUGACCACGACUGUAUUUCAUACAAAGCAUCUCUUGCAGACCUGUCCUGACUUGAAAUAUCGCUAUUUCAAGUCAGGACAGGUCUGCAAGAUAGAGGAAAAACAUGACUACCUGACCUAUGCCAUAAAGUCCCCUAUACAGAGACUGUAGUAUACUUCAUAAAAUAAGAAAGACAAUGUAUAGCGUAAUGAAUCCUAUUGACGAUUUCCACCAGGAAGUAACUGUCAAAGCCAACCAGUCAAAGAAAAAAAAAGUGGACACACACACACACACACACACACACACAGUAUCAGUUUACUGUGUCAACUUCCAAUUUACUGCUGCCAUCCAGUGCUCAUCGAGGCACACUGCAAUUAUGUCUGUCAUUGCAGAAAAAUAAAUGUUAUAACAAAACGUUGUUUGCUUUUAUUACUGCAAGUAUGUUAUUCCAGUUAUUGUAACGUUCUGAGGACCAUACAUUUCAAAUCAACUUUCUGGAAUGGAUUUUUAACAUUAAUAAAAAUCUAAAUUCAUUUUCAGAAUUGACAGGAAUCAUUUGAAUUAAACAGUAAAAUUGCAAGUCUUUGGUCAACUAAAAACUAUUAACGUUUUCAAUCUUUGAUUAUAUUUCGAAUUUUAAUCGACUGGAUGGACAUCUGAGAUCUACUGCUUUGCCUUACGUCACAGAUUUAGGAAAAUAAAUCAAUCCAGAGUCACAGUUCACCAGGCAACAGCAGAGAUGGUAAGAAUGAAUAAAACAUGGCUUUUGUUUGAUGUUUCUAAGCGCGAAUGUUGCUUAAGUAAUACAAUUCAUUCCAUGGCAAAGGUGUUUGAUAAUUAAUGUAAAAUGUAAAAUUAAGGAUUCUAGCUAGAGCAUAUAGCUAGCUAUCACUCGUUGAAAGGAUAGUAAACUAGCUAGCCUAGCUUAGCACAAGUCUAUGAGCACAACAGAGGAAACGAGUGCACUGUGAGUAAGCAUAAAAUAUAGCAUGGAAUCUGGAAGUUUAUGAUUAUGCACGAGCUAGAUAGUUACCUACUGUCUUAAUGGCUAACUAUAUCAAUAAGAUUAAAUACAAACGUUCCAGCAUAGCUAGCUAGCUACAGUAACAAAACUAGUAACAUAACUAACUAGUUAGCUAACUUUAGAUGGCUAGUUAGCUACCUAGCUGUGUUAGCUAGCUAACGUUAGCCAGCGUAAUGUUGAUUGUUUCACUUUCGUUUUUUGACUGGCAAAAAAAUUACCCAACUUUAACGAAUGCGAUUGUUCUUUGCAGUCAAAGGCAGAUUUAAAUUGCAUGGCUGUUCUAGGUGCUGUCUUCCAAAUGCUUGCUGCUUGAACAAAUGUAGCUAGUUGUUAUACCUACCUCUGAAACGUUCAAACGUGUUUGACGUCAUGAGAGGUGCACACAUAGAGAUCCUAUUCUAAUUACUAAUUCUGUGGGUGCACUCCCAUGCCAGGUGACUGUAAACAAAGCCACAAGGUUGCUUCCUAGUUGGUGCUAUAAUUUAUUUAUAGCAAUGCAAUACCUUAGUCUAGAAUACUCUAGGGUGACAAACACAUUCUGUGUCGUGGUGUUUUUUUUGGUAGAUAACUCAUCGCAAUGCAAGAUAACUACGUAAGUAAAACAUGUAAUGUGUAUUUCCUGACAAAUAUACCGUGAAAACAUUGACACUACUGCAUUUUUUUCUACUUCUCUGUAGUUCCGUAACCAGUACGACAACGAUGUCACAGUAUGGAGUCCUCAGGUAAGGGCCAUGUUGCCUUACGAGAAAGCGACCUUAUAAGGUACUCACUAUACAAUUAACAUAACUCAACCUCCUCAGGUACUCACUAUUGCAUAAACAUAACUCAACGGACAUUCAAAUUAUUCUAAAUGUUUGGGUAAUGAGGUUCCCUGCAGUGUCUCCCAAAUAAGGUAACAUUAUCAAUGCACUUGUUUCAGGGGCGCAUUCACCAGAUCGAAUACGCCAUGGAGGCGGUGAAACAAGGUUCGGCUACAGUGGGGCUCAAGUCCAGAACCCAUGCAGUCCUGGUUGCUCUCAAGGUAUUUCCCAGUAACAUCCCAGUUUUAUUCUACACUGUGACAGCUUUAUUUUGUCAAGAGUUACAAAGGAGCUACACUGAGACGUCAGGAAAAAAGUAGUUUUUUUUUUUAACCUGCUACACUGGAUGUGGACAUGAGCCACACGUCGCAAUCUUGAAAAUAGAACCAGAGGGCGAUUUUAUGCUGAGUAGCACAGAGCCGGAGCUCUUACGCCCAUGUUUAAUUUAAAUUAAUAGGACCGUUUCACCCUCAGCAAAAGUUACAUCCUCCGGUGUGCCAGGCCAGUUAAGAUACCCUGAGAUUAAAUAAAAAUGUGGCUGUCCCACAGUUGUACUACAUGUAGUACCUACUUUUGACUGAGGUACUUUCCACACUUGCAGUGAUUAUCAAUGGGCUGUUGCGUGACACUGGUCAGAGCAUAUGAGCGGAGUGGAGCGGGAGCGAGCGUGGAGCGUGAGCGGACGGAUUUUGAACAGAGCGCAGAGCGGCAUUUUUAAAAGGACGGAGCGUCGCCCUAUGUCCCGCUCCAAUUUCGCUCGCUCACACCAAGAGUCUGAAGCAUGCUCAAGCCUGACCCAGAAUCCAUCUGUUUAAUUUAAUGUGUCGUCCAAUAAUUUUUAUUUUAUAGAGCGAGGAGCAGCAGCAGCAACAAGAGAAAAGCGUUGAGGAAUUCAAAAGUUUAUUCACUGCAGGCAAAGGCCCAACCAUAACAAGGGAGAGAAAAAGAGAGCUGGAUGUAGCAUUUUAAAAAAUGAUUUUCAUGGACUAUGAACCGCUGAGUAAAGGAGAACGCGAAGGGAUGCAACACUUCGCCAGCGCAGCUCAACCGGGCUACACCCCCCCCCCCCCAAGAAACUAUGAUAAAUCAGUACUUUACUUUGUCAAAUUUACAUCUGAGAUGCCCCAUUCACAUGCUUCAGCUGGCGAUCAAAAACGCCGUUAACGAGCACGACAACAUUAAUAGGCUGUUAGUGAAAGUCGGGCACCUGGUGAAAAGUGUACGCAAGAGCACAGAGGAAACCGACCAAUUAGGUGUCCGCCCCACAAAUGCCUGCGCCAUUCGAUGGAGCAGCCAGCUGCGGAUGAUUCAGUCGUUCAUCCGGUUGUUCCAAAAAGACCCGUUAUGGCAAAACAAACUCAAGUCUAAUGUUGCUAACAUCACCCUGAAUCAAGUACCGCAGCUGACGCACCUUGUCCGUGUGCUGACACCACUAGCAGACCUCACAGAAAAAAUGCAGAAGGAGCUGGGGAAGAUCCUCCCUGCUGUCACAGAAAUCAAAUCCCUGCUCACCGAUUACACUCACGCUGCACUUCCAAUGGGCAUCGCUGCUUUUGCAGAAACAUUGGCAAACAACGUGUCAAUUCGCUAUGGAAUAUACUAUACUGAUUAACAUCUCAUUUUAGCGUCAGUGUUAGAUCUCCGUUUCAAGACAGAAUGGAUAAUCCGAGAUUAGUCUGUAUGCAACAAAUUCGGGGAGAUAAAGUAAGGCUGUGGUUUAAGCUAAAAGUGAAAUACAUGCAGAUUUCGUUCCUUUUUUGGAGUGAGCGGGGGCGAUUUGAGUGGAGCGCGAUGCAAACUGCGUUGAGCGCUGAGCGAUAAUGAGCGGACUGGCCUGAUGUGGCUUUGAGCGGGGGGAGCGGAGGGGUGAACAACUCCGUGAGCGAGGAGCUGAGAUUCUCACCGCUCCACUCCGCUCAUAUGCUCUGACACUGGUGUAUGUGUUUCUCCACAGAGAGCCCAGUCUGAGCUGGCUGCUCACCAGAAGAAGAUCCUCCAUGUUGAUGAGCACGUUGGCAUCUCUAUUGCCGGGCUGACUGCAGAUGCCAGGCUCCUCUGGUACGACACACACACAUCUUGUGUCUAGUUGUAGAAAUACAAUUUAGGAGAAACCAUGACUUUGUAUGCAAAGUGUAUCCACUGUAAUCUGUGUCAAGAUUUCCCCUUCUAUCUUCCUCAACAGUAACUUCAUGAGGCAGGAAUGCCUGGACUCCAGGUUCGUGUUUGACAGGCCUCUCCCAGUGUCGCGCCUCGUCACUCUCAUUGGAAGUAGUAUCCUUUCAGUCAUGUUUUCACAUUUUUACCUCUAGAAGCCUGCACCACGGGGGGGAGGGGGGGGUUGAUAUUCCAAUCAAUGUUUCAAUGUCAAAAUGUACACUUUGGGCUUUCAUGAGUUAAGCGGUGAGGUCAGGUUUGGGAAUUGGCGUGGUGUGCUUUAGACUGUUAACAAUGUAACCCUUGACCAGUCCCUCAGAAACCCAAAUCCCCACACAGAGGUAUGGAAGAAGACCCUAUGGUGUGGGACUGCUUAUCGCUGGCUACGACGUAAGUUCUCUUUGUCAUCUGUAGAUAGAAACUAGUUAUGCUGAUCAAGGGGGUGUAACACUGUAUAAGUAGUGUGAUUCUUAAAGCAAUAAUAAUUAGUGAUGUGGAGCAUCUGUUAUUUUCUCCAUUUGAUCUCUUCUUGUAGGACAUGGGGCCUCAUAUCUUCCAGACCUGCCCCUCUGCAAACUACUUCGACUGUAAAGCCAUGUCCAUCGGCGCCCGCUCCCAGUCUGCCCGCACGUACCUAGAGAGACACAUGAACACCUUCCUGGACUGUGAGAGCAUGCACCCACCCACACACACCCACUGUAUUUGUAGUUCUAACAAGUACUAUCUACAAAUACAUACCUGAGGGAACAUACAUGUCUACUCAGACACUUACUAUAAAGUAGAUACCGUUUGAGGCUUGUUCACUGUAGCACAUCUCUCACACACACAUUUCAGCACAUGCUCUUUGCAUUUAUCCCUUUGUCCAUUGCAUUGUCUAUACUCAGGUAAUCUGAAUGAGCUGGUCAGGCAUGGUCUGCUUGGGCUCAGAGAAACACUCCCUGCUGAACAGGACCUCACGACUAAGGUAAGCUGCUAUGGCUCAACCAACUUGUCAUUGCCCUUUUUCCCAACUGUACAGGGCUGUGUUCAUUAGGUCACGCAACAGAACAUGUUUUGCAACAUUAAAAUGAGCAUUUCUUAGUCCAGUUAGUCCUUCCCUGUUUUAGUCUGUUUUCUUCUGUUUGGUGCCUAAUGAACACGACCCAGGCCUUUACUGAGUAGCGCUCCCUGCCUUUCAGAAUGUCUCCAUCGGCAUUGUGGGGAAAGACAUGGAGUUCACCAUCUACGACGAUGAUGACGUGGCUCCUUUCCUCGUGGGUCUAGAGGAGAGGCCACAGAGAAAGGUAGGAGUCGGCUUGGAGUUAACAAUGGAUGUCAUUAAGGAAAGUGGUUGGAUUAAUGCUAGCCUGGAUCCACACUGAAACAGAACAAUUCGUUUGGAAUCCAGGGUAGUAUAAUGCACCCUCAAAUAUAUUUGUAUAUGUAAAUAUAAUAUUAGAGAAUGGUUAACAAACAUGACAUCACAAAUUUCAGAUCACAAAAUUGGCUGUUGAACACAUCAACGUUGGAAUUGCACAUUAUCAUUGAACGGUAGCCAAUCAAGAUUGUGUGAUGUGGGCCACUGCUAACCUGUCCUUCUGUCUGUCCUUCAGGUUGUCCAGGCUGCAGAUGAGCCUGCAGCAGACAAACCUGAUGAGCCAAUGGAUAUCUGAGACUUGGAGGACGCAGAAUGAUUACACACUUGUCACACUGCAGUUGCCAGAAACCAAAUCCAACACAGCACCGCUCUCACUGAACUACAAUUGGGCAAUUCUGUACUGUGACAAUAUGCCACUCAUUGAAAACAAGUGAAUUGUAUGCUUUCUGCUAAUAACAUUGGAUGUUGCUUUUCUAUUGGUAGAAUGUUCAAUUCUAUAAGUAAUAAAACCUUGUUUCUCA